This is a messenger RNA of Cydia fagiglandana, 995 nucleotides long. RefSeq lists its product as uncharacterized. The transcript has 5 exons. Lineage: Eukaryota; Metazoa; Arthropoda; Insecta; Lepidoptera; Tortricidae. Bases 265 to 942 code for a protein of 225 amino acids. The record is from RefSeq and is a predicted model, not a curated record.
UAUUUGAACAUAUACACAUUCGUUGUCUGACAUUCCCCCUUUGUCGGGGUAUGAGGAGGCCAUUUCAGGGCAUAUUUAAACAUAUAAAGGAAUAAAAACUCUGAGUACCUAACAGUGACCUCAUUGUUGAGGAAUAAUAAUAUCAGGUGAAUUCGAGUCGUGAUCCGUAAGCGUGGAAGGCCGGUUGGCAAAGAUCGAGUUCCUAUAUCUCUGGAUGAGCGUCGGGCUCGCAAUUCAGCGUAUGAAAAGGAGCGUAGAGUUGAAAUGAAGGAAAAUAUAGAAGAAUUGGCGUUAGCUGUCGGUCUACAUGAUAAUGUGACUCUUCCGAACUUGCUGGCCGAGGUCAUCGCAUUUCUCCAUACGUCGACGGCGCGCGACAAAUAUUGGGACGCAGACAGACUACGAAAAUGCAAUGACAACCUCGCGUCUCAAAUUACAAUGUUGGAGCUACGUCUCGCCGCCGAACCAGACCCGAAGACUACAUGUCCCACGAAGAGGAAGGUUGAGGAUUGUGACUGGUCAAGUCCACCCAGCAAGCGCUUCUUACCGAGUCCAUCACAGGAUCCUGAGCUUUCACCGUGCAAGUUGCAACGACGUCCAGUUUCCGAGCUUCAUUGCCCUUCUAUGCUGGACUCGACUCCACAGCUACAAGCAUUACGGCAUGGGGACGACGCCUUCGUUUUCCCGUUACCUUGUAUAGAGGAACGGCUUUCACCAGCACGGUUGCCGGAAGCGUCGAUACCUGACGUUGGGUUAUCGUCAUCCCCCCUCCCUACGCCAUCUCCAUCAUACUGCAGCAUUGUAGAGCCAAGUGUAAAGAAUGAAGACCACGCUGGGAUGGCCACUAUUUGGACAUUGGAUGCUACUGCGGGCUCACGGAUAUCUUUGGACCAGUUUGAUCUUUGGGCAACGGAAGAAGAUCUCGUCUCGCUGUAUUUGUGAAUAUCACUUUGUAAAUUAUUUCUAUUAUUGUAUAAUUGGACAUGUUAUAUUAU